AUGGCUCCAAAAAAUCCCAGAGUUGGGAGUUUUGCGCCGGGGAAGGGGAAGAUCAUUCGCGGCGCUGGCGGCGGCCGGGCCGAGCCCCACGACCUGUCAGCAGCCGCGGAACCCGCCGGGCGCGCCGCCGCCCCCGCUCCACGCCAGACGGUGUCAAAACCGCCUUUCCUCCACCCCUCUCCACCUUCACGCGUGGGCGAGGAGCGACACGGCCACGACAGACCUCCGCCGCUGCGUCCCCUCUCCUCAGCUUGCUCCCCCACCACCCGGCCCCCUCACGCCAAAGGGAGGCCCCAGGAGGCCGGCGGGGAGAAGACGCUACUCACCUCCUCCGCCCUGCGCCGCGACCGCCGCCCGCUGCCUCCGCCGCCGCCGCCAUGUUUGUUGUCGCUCUCGCGGCCCGGCCCGGCCCACCCCGGCCUCGCGAGACCGCGCCCGGGGGGCGGUGGCUCGGGGCGGGGCCGGGAGGGGGCGGGCGUUAAGAUGGCGGCGGCGGCGGCCGGCUGGCUGAGGAGCGGCGCGAAGCUGAAAAGAAAUUUGCCAUUGUACUUGGCUCCUUGGAGGGCUUCUCCAUGUGUCUUUAGAUCCUCCAAAUCAGAACUUAAGCCAAAUCUAGCCGGUGAUGGAGUUGUCUGUGCCCCGCUUCAAACAUUCACCGAAGAGGAGAAAAUGCUGAAAAAUAUGGUGACAAAAUUUGCUCAGGAACGAGUUGCACCUUUGGUGCAAAAAAUGGAUGAGAAUUCGAAAAUGGAAGACUCUAUAAUACAGGGAUUGUUUGAACAAGGGCUGAUGAGUAUUGAUCUUGGGGAAGAAUAUGGAGGAACUGGAGCUUCAUUUUUUUCAAUCAUAUUGGUGGUAGAAGAAUUGGCCAAAGUUGAUCCAGCUGUAGCUCUUCUAUGUGAACUCCAAAAUACACUAACAAAUAAGUUGUUUACCACAUAUGGAACAGAAGAACAAAAGAGAACUUACUUGCCCAGAGUGGCUAAAGAUACAAUAGGCAGUUUCUGUCUUUCGGAGGCUGGAUCUGGCAGUGAUGCUUUUUCUUUGAAGACUCGGGCUGAAAAGAAAGGAGACUACUACAUCAUCAAUGGCUCAAAGAUGUGGAUUAGCUUAGCAGAACAUGCGGGAGUUUUCUUUGUGAUGGCAAAUACAGAUCCGUCCUUAGGAUACAGGGGAAUUACAUGCUUCAUAGUAGAUCGUGACACAGAGGGACUACAUGUAGGGAAGAAGGAGGACAAGCUUGGAAUCAGAGCGUCUUCUACCUGCCCCGUAACAUUUGAAAAUGUUAAGGUUCCCGAGACCAAUAUCCUGGGGCAGGUUGGACAAGGCUAUAAGUAUGCAAUUGGAAUGCUAAAUACUGGCAGAAUAGGUAUUGCUGCACAGAUGUUGGGACUGGCUCAGGGGUGUUUUGACCAUACAAUUCCCUAUACAAAGGAGAGAGUCCAGUUUGGGAAAAGCGUAUUUGAUUUCCAGGGGAUGCAACAUCAGAUAGCUCAGGUGGCCACGCAGCUGGAGGCGGCGAGAUUGCUGACCUACAACGCAGCCCGUCUUGCGGAAACAGGAAGGCCAUUCAUAAAGGAGGCAAGCAUGGCCAAAUACUACGCUGCUGAGGUUGCAACACUGACAACUAGUAAAUGUAUUGAAUGGAUGGGUGGUGUUGGAUUCACAAAAAAUUACCCAAUAGAAAAGUACUAUCGUGACUGCAAGAUAGGUACAAUAUAUGAAGGAACUUCAAAUAUCCAGUUGAGCACCAUUGCAAAAAGCUUAGCACAGGAGUACUGAAACCAUAAGGACUUCUGACUGUUAACAGGAAUUGUUUCACUGAACACUCAUUGUGAAUUACACAUUUAUUUAUAACUGUAAAAAUCAUAAAUAAGAAUACAACAUCACAGACAAAAUCGUAAGGAAAACCAUGAAUGAAUUCACCGUUUCAGGACAGUGAGCAUGCGGUUCAUGUGAAAUCAUGAAUUUCAUGUUCAAAUCCAAACUAUGGGUUAAAAGUAUCUCUUUCUGCCUGAGACACUUGUAAGCUAAUGUAUUGUCUGAAAUUAUUUUGUUGCCGUAGGUUAUGCAAACAGUGUAUCUCCACCUUGAGAUUUCAAAGUGAAAACAAAAGCAGCCAAAUCCUUGGUUUGCGGGACGUGAACGGUUCUGUUAAGCCAUCUGGGAGAAGGGACUCUGCCCGUGCAGCAGAACUGUUGCAUGGUGUGAAGCUGCUGUUUGGUCGUGAUGCCCUUUAUUAGCAUGGGGCGUAGGAGAGGUAUGUGGAAAGAGACAGAAGUGAUGGUUUCCUCUCUCCCAGGUGGAGCGAUGUGUGUGGAGCUGCUGUAAUUGGAGUAAUUUUUAUAGCAGCCCUUAGUGUGUUCUUAAGUAUAUCUUGGUAAUUAAGCCCUUCCAGCCCCAAUUUGUAGUACUGAAAGGUGGAUAAUAUCUACCUCCCUUUCUAGCCUUCUCAGCUGUUAAGGGUUUUAAUCUAAGAGGCUAUUUAUAGUUCUCCUUUCGUAAGAGGUUGAGUUGAAAUCUUUGUGAAAUGGGGUUAAAAAAGCUCUAGUAGUUCUGCAAAAAGACAGAGGUACAAGCUAGGUAAUAGGCAUGCUGUGAUACUACAUCACAGUGGCCUUUCCAUGUUCAGUGCAUUUUACAAACUUUAAUCCUCAGAGCCUUCCUGGGAGUUAGGGAGGGACUGUUAAUUUGAAGCUUGGGAAACUCACUCGUGGAAGUUAGAGGUUCCCUACAAAAUGAGGAAAGUUUUUCUCCUUUUGAGAGAGAGAGAGAGAAGGGGUGUGGGGGGGUGAGAAGUAUUUGCUUUUUUAUCCCUCUCUGUUUGCUUUAAAAGUAGACAUUUUAUUUACUGCAGAAAACUCUUCAGUGCUGGAGAACUAAUUGACCAAGAAUCAAGAGACUGAAAGCUUAAUGUAUGAAAAAUUAUUAUAAUUGCUGUAAUUGGCAAUUUGUUUCAAGUGGUUUUGGGAGGGAAAGAUUUGGUUUCUGGUUUUGGCUGACUUAAAAGAAUCUCAUUUUUAAAGCUUGCUAGUCACUGAUUAUUCACUUUGAGUGCAGCUGAGAUUGCUACAGUCUGAGACGCCUAAAGGAUUUUCUAGCAAAACUAGGGUAAGUGACACUUAACAAAUACAAUUUUGUAAAACAAGCAGACUGCAGUGCCUUAUACAAAGCAACAAGCAAGGGCGAAAAGCACUAUUAAAAAGUAUUCUGACUUGCUGUGAGCUUCAAAGGGAAGUAACUACUUUAGUGAAUGUCUCCCCCACAUACAUAUUUUGCCUCUUGAUAGGCAAAGAAUUAAUGUGGUAGUUAUCCUUACGCCAAUAAAAAAAAGCACCUCCCUUAUCAGUUUGAUCAACAGCUUUGAGAUUUUGAAAAAUAUAAGAGUAGGAGGGUAGACUAGAUAAUUUCUGAAGGUUUGUCAUAGCUACAUUAUUAUUGCUGCUGCUGCUGUUAUUAUUAUUAUUAUUAUUAAUGCAUUUCGGGUUGCUUGCAGGCUUUUGUUUAGCUAAACUGAAACAGCUGGGGAGAGUGUUGGACUAGAAUAAAGACUACAGACACCGCAACAGUUAACUACAGUUAUUCUGCUCACAAUAGUCUGUCAUAGUCUAAAAUAAUCAUAACCAUACUACAAAAUGCUUGAGUUAACAUUGAUGAAUACGAUGAGUUGUGCUUAUGUGAGAUGCAGUCUUUAGCUGCUGCAGUUUAGCCUGCUUUGCUAACAUGAGUGUCAGCAGACAUCAGGUCUUGAUUCGUACUGUUUGGUAGGUCUCCUUGUUUGAGUUACUAUCUUAGCUUGGCUUCUGUAGUUUCGCGAGAGGCUAAGAAGUGAAUAACAAGACUUAACUGAUUUAAUAUAGUGCUAAAAGCAAACUCCUUAUGGAGGAAAGUGCAGAGCUCUUUGAAGGACUGUUAAGGGCUGGAUAUCCAGGAUUAUGUAAAAGGACUGUCUCUUUGUGUAGAACUGUGUCAGGCAUCCCUUUGAAAAAAUAAUCAGAAAAAAAAAAUCAAAAUAAUGUGAUUUCCUUCAGCCUGAACUUGGGUGCCAUACUCCAGGAAACAAUCUGAACGGCCUCGUCAGCUACUCAACAGUUCUUCUCAGAAAAGCAAGGUCAAGCCUUUAACUAAUGUUAUAGCUGUAAAUAUUUCACGUGUCUCAGUCCUAUAUGCUGUAUUCUGUAUGUACUGAAUGUAUGUAUUGUAUUUUUUUUUGUCGACAAAAUUCUGUGGAGCAAUAUGCGCACAAAUGAAUUAUAACCACUGAGUUUCUUUCAUCGUUGUUUUAAAGGGGCACGUACCGCUGUGGAGAGCAUUAGGUAUUCUGGUUGCUGGCUCUGGGAAGAGUUAACUUGUUUCAUCCCCUUCAGUCUGAUUCCAUUGCUGCACUAAUGCAGACGUUGGUUUAGUAAUAAAAUUACCGCGCCGUUGUCCAGGAGCUCUUAAGAGCUGCCUGUGCUCUCCAGCCCCUGUUCAGUUUGGGACAGGCGUUUAUGAAUUGUCAUAAAUUGCACGUCUGCAUUUGGCACUGUGGGCACAGGAUUGUUGAUGGUGGCUGGCCACACCAGUAGGUGUAGGGCCACAGAGCUGGCGUUGUGAACGCUGUGAGGCUUUCUGUGCUGAUGACAGGACUCAAAGCUGCUUUAUACACAACAAGUAUUUGUAUUGGUGAGUUUUCCUUUUAUAUGCCCUUAGUCAGACCAGUCAAUCUAGUCUGAAACAGCAUUUUAGGUAUCAAGUGUUGCAUUUGGGUUUCCCUGGUUAGAAGAAAAGACCUGUAUUGAGAAUGUAUUAAUAAGUGCCUGAGUUUAGCAUUGUAUCAAGUCAAAUGUCAAUCUUCUAUAUCGGGUGAUGGUUCUCUAAUAAUCUGUCAUUUAAAACUUUUCCCAGAUCUUGCCAUUUUUGUACUGGGAGAGAAUGAGUAUAUCAUCUGUCAAGUUUCUUCAGUAUUAUUCUGGUUUGUAAUAAAGGUCUGAGGCAGAUUUUCACAGAAAGGUUUAAUUGCUACUUGGGAAAUACUCAAAUACAACAUUUUAUAUGUUUUCUA
Chroicocephalus ridibundus (black-headed gull) is the source of this 5044-nucleotide messenger RNA. RefSeq names its product acyl-CoA dehydrogenase short/branched chain (gene ACADSB). Bases 1 to 1782 code for a protein of 593 amino acids. Lineage: Eukaryota; Metazoa; Chordata; Aves; Charadriiformes; Laridae. The record is from RefSeq and is a predicted model, not a curated record. The transcript is spliced from 13 exons. Gene Ontology annotation, cellular component: mitochondrion. Gene Ontology annotation, molecular function: acyl-CoA dehydrogenase activity; flavin adenine dinucleotide binding.